Messenger RNA from Aspergillus steynii IBT 23096, 2360 nucleotides. RefSeq names its product TLD domain-containing protein. The transcript is spliced from 2 exons. The record is from RefSeq and is a predicted model, not a curated record. NCBI's taxonomy places the organism in Eukaryota, Fungi, Ascomycota, Eurotiomycetes, Eurotiales, Aspergillaceae. The coding region runs from base 277 to 2202 and encodes 641 amino acids.
GUCAACAUCUCGCUCCUGGCCUGCCUCCACUGGAUGUAUUCCUGGCUGGUAUCACCAGGACUGCUUGCUGCACAUAGUAUCUUUGCCAUACCUCAUCUUGCUCACCUAUCCCCAUAUACUCCUAGAACGACCCCGAUGUCUACGGGCUCCCUCUGUUGAUGGUGCCAUCCGUUGUGACUUAUAUGCAUCAAUCAACCCAUCUGUUAAUUUUAUACCCUCUGGCUCACUGUGGACUACAAUCGCACCUGAACCAUCAUCUUCACUAUAUUAUCAAAAAUGGGAGUAGGACCAUCGUCCGAGAAUCAGGGCCAGACCUCCUCGCCCGAGGAGCUGAGCUAUAUUCUCGCUGAGCGUUUCGCCACGAAAUGCUUCACCCACCUGGAGUUAACCCACUUUAAAGACAAUUUCUUUACCCGUGCCAUAGACCAGGGUGGCAUGAAGUACUGGAAUGAAAAAAUCCUAUCGGACUUUCUGGGUAUCCCAGACAGCAGCGAUGCCGACUGUCCGUUGGAUGCGGGCCCUGUGAUUUUCCGCAUGGUCUCGUACUUGGGAGCAUUUCCCUUCCAGAACACGCUAGCCCCGAGCGUUCUGACAUUCGAGGCCAUGGUCAAAGUGGUUGUGUUACUGACAGAGCGAUAUGGAAAGGUCCUGCGACGGGCUCGCAAGGACAGGAUUAGACUGUUAUUUGGCAGUCUUGCCGACGUUGGGCGGAGAGAUAUCGACAAGCCAACGGCCGAUGAGAAUCUCGAUGAGAACCCUGAUGACAAUAAAAACGACGACCCCUUCGUCAAAACAUAUGCUUCGGGGUUUUCCAUCGAUGCACCGGCUAAUGACAGCUACGAAGAAGAGGACGACGACGAUCUCGCACUCGCGGCCUUGGAAUCCUUGGACGCUAUCGAGGUGUUCAGACACGACUCCCGCAUUGACAAAGCCGUCUACGAAGCUCGCAUUUCCGUUGCUACGUUCCGUCGGCUGUUGAUGUUGCUCCUCGUGAUAUCACCGCUAAAAUCGCUCCAGCCUGUCCGGAUGUAUACAUCGGAUUUGUCCGAAAGCCGCAUGGAGAGCGUUCGGAAAGAAGCAGAUAACAUCUUAUCAGCUUUCGCCCAGGAGGAAUCCGGGGGCAUUGGCUAUAAGACAUUUGCCACCACCAUCGCUCACUGUUUCCCGUACCUAUUUGACCCAUUGACGCCAUUAUUCGAGCACCUGCUCUUCAGCAAAAAUCUCAACCUGUCCCAAAAGCGCGCUUCAGACGACCCUACUACAACAGAGCCGCUCGAGGAAACGCCGGAGUCACCACUGCCACCCCCGGAAUCUGUCAUGCUCCCUGGUAGCUUCAAAUCCGUCAUCAUAAACCCCAGCAUCAUAUCACAUCUUUCGUUCUUUCUCCCCUCCACCGUAUCCAACGCAAAUUUCUUCCACGACAACAUGCGCCUGCACCCCGUCUUUUCAACAGCAGAACAUGGCUCUUCCCUCACAUCUUUCUCCCACAACGUGCUCACCUGGCAAUCCGGCACGCUUCUGCUCCUCGAAGGCGUCGUAACCGAAUCCCCCGAACAGGAAAACACAGUCCUCCUAGGCGCCUACCUUCCCCAGCCCUGGAAAUCCUCCUCCUCCCACCCCUCCAAGUCCUCGGACUCCCCUGCCCUCCCCUGCCUCUUCCAGCUCUCGCACAAACACCUCAUCCUCCCCGGAAACCCCUCCCCCUCCGUGCAAAAGCCCAACAUGCCCACCGCCUAUUUCUCCUCCACCGCCGGCAUCGCCAUCGGCUGCCAGAUCCCCCCUUCCUCGCGAACCCAACCACACCCCCCUUCUCCCCACGGCGCAGGCAGCCUCACCAUCGACGCCAGCCUGGAAACCGCCACCUUCUACGUGUCCCCCGUCGGACACAACGGCGUCUUCCUGCCGCCUGCUACGCUCUCCCCCGCAGAGACCACCACCACGGCCAAAACCCACAUCGACAUCUACAAUCUCGAGAUCUGGGGUUUGGUUCCGGACCCGGCGGCCGCGUCGUCCGAGCAGGGCCAAAGCGCCGUCGAACUGCAGCAGGCGAAAUGGGAAUUCGAGGCCCGUGAGGCAGAACGAAGACGGAAUCUAAAUCUAAAGGCCGGAGCGGGUGAUAGCGCGGCGGAGAGCGCUCGGUGGUUGCUGGAAACGGCUGGUCUGAUAGGUGAUGGGACUGGUCGACAGGGGGGGAGUGUCUAGGGAUUGGAGUCGACUAGGUUGUUGGGGUUGGGGAUAGAUUGGUUAUAUUGCUCUCCUCUUCUGGGUUUGGGUUUGCUUUUUGGUGUUGCUUGUUUGUUGCUUGAGUUAUGUAGGAAAGGACAGUGUAGUUUGCCUAGGAUGCUUGAAUAUGAAUCCUU